Molecule: messenger RNA, 1844 nt
Organism: Larimichthys crocea (large yellow croaker)
Lineage: Eukaryota; Metazoa; Chordata; Actinopteri; Sciaenidae
Gene: dhrs12la
Product: dehydrogenase/reductase 12-like a
Exons: 10
Coding region: 66-1028 (320 amino acids)
Source: RefSeq, a predicted model, not a curated record
UCUGGUCCAGGGUAAAAGCGGAGGAGAGAGCUCAGAGCAGCGAGAGGCUUCCAGAGCACAGCACCAUGUCUCUGUACCGCAACUCCGCAUGGUUCCUGAAGGGAGUGACCGAGUUCACCAGGAAUGCCUUCCUGUCGGCCUCCAAGAGGUUUGUGGAGAAGGACCUUGAGGUGUCCAUGGCUGGACGCUCCUUCAUGAUAACAGGAGCCAACAGUGGCAUUGGGAAAGCCACCGCCAUGGCCAUCGCUAAGAGGGGUGGAACGAUCCACAUGGUGUGCAGGAACAAGGACAAGGCCGAGGAGGCGAGGGCCGAUAUCGUCAAGGAGUCAGGAAAUAAAGAGGUCUACGUCCACAUCCUGGACCUGUCUGAGACCAAGAAGGUCUGGGAGUUUGCUGAGGCCUUCAAGAGAAAGUACAAGGCCCUCAAUGUGCUGAUCAACAACGCAGGCGCCAUCAUGAGUCAGAGGGAUGUGAACGCUGAGGGGCUUGAGAAGAGCUUUGCCACCAACGUCCUCGCGAUUUACAUUCUCACCAAGAGUCUCAUUCCCUUGCUGGAGAAGAGCGCAGAUCCCAGAGUGAUCACAGUGUCAUCAGGAGGAAUGCUGGUGCAGAAGCUCCGGACAGGAAACCUGCAGCAUGAGAGAGGCCGCUAUGACGGCACCAUGGUGUAUGCUCAGCACAAAAGGCAGCAGGUGGUGAUGACAGAGCAGCUGGCGAAGACUCACGCUAACAUCCACUUCUCCGUCAUGCAUCCUGGCUGGGUUGACACUCCAGCGGUGGCCAAUGCCAUGCCAGACUUCCAUACCUCUAUGAAGGAGAGUCUGAGGACCCCAGAGCAGGGGGCCGACACUGUGGUCUGGCUGGCUGUCUCCGAGGCUGCCACCACAAACCCCAGUGGACGUUUCUACCAGGACCGAAAAAUGGUGUCCGCCCACCUGCCACUGGCCUGGACCCACAGCUCCGCCCUGGAAGAACAGAAGUUAUUGUCUCUGCUGGAGGACUUGGCCAAGACGUUUCAGCCGCACUGAAGACGGCAAGAGUUACCAGCACACCACCGACACUAACACCGUCCGUUCACACUGACCGAGGCUGGACUCAGCAUUUCAUCCCCACAGUGAUGUAAUACACUUGAGCAGAGGGGAUAGAUGGGUCCAUUUUUAUCCAAAGUAUUUGGAGUGUUAACACUACCUUUGGUCGCUGGCUUAAAAUAAGACAGGAUGAAGUUCUAAAGUGUUUAAAAAAUGCCAGAUUAAACUCUGUAACUAUUUAUAUGAUAACACAUUUUCUUAUUUGUGAACUUGUCUAAAAAUGUAAUUGUGUAAGGCUGCUUGAUAGUGACCUUUAAAUGAGUUUUCAAUGGACGUCAUCUCACUGAUGGAGAGAGCACCAUCUAAUAAACCACACACACAGACACUAUCCAGCCUGUUUUGACUUUAUGAAAGUUGUCAAUCAGAUGGGAAUCUGAUGUGACCAAAAGUCACUGCAGUAUUAAUUCACAACACCAGCUAUGGGUUCAAUCUCAUUCUUUGUGUCUUUAUGACUUACAAAUGUGGCACGUGACGUGUAUUUAACAGCUAUGUCAGUAACUCAUGUAAUUGUUAAGUUGUAGUGCAGCUUCUGUACUGUCCAGGUUGAGCUCAGGCCGGAGAUCAAGUGCUCUCUCUAUUAGCCGUGUGCCUUAAAUACACCACACAGCAACGUCACCUGACAUGUGCAAUAAAACCUUGAUGUAUUUACGACUCUGUAAUAUCUGCCCAGCCCCUUUUAAAGAGGCUUUUUACUGACUGUGACUUUGGCUUGAGUAUAUCUUGUAAAUGCCUGCUUGAAUAAAGAAAAUGACUGAA